UAUAACUCAGAGGAACACAAAAAUUACCAAGUAAAAGAAACCUUUCUCCUUCUUCAUUCUGGCUCCUACAGUUCCUAAAAUUCUUGAACAUGAAUGAUCAGUGAUAGUUUUUAGACUUAAGGUCGACAUUUUCUGGAUCUACAAAGUGGAAAUACAUUGUACAAGUGUGGUUUAUAUAACACAUGAUGAUGUAGCCAUAUUCUGCUUUGACUUUGGUUGGAGUUGUGGUCAGAUUAGAGCCGUAGUGGUCACAUUGAUAUCGUCUUCUGAAGUAUGCGAGCAUGAGACCACCGUGCUGGUGGUAUCAUGCUGGAUUCAACUUGAGGCCAUGCAAGAUAAGAGCUUUAUGUCUGGAAUUCCAGAUCUACAGUCAGGGUCAUUUUACCACAGCUAAUGAUGGUAAGUGUCAUAAGCUCAGAAAAUUAAAAACAUAAUCACUGAGGACAGUUUAGGGUCGCUACACAGAAGUACUGUUGGUACAGCCUUUAGAGCUCUAUUAAGACAUUCACAUAGGGCACAUCACACCGGGCCAUUUCUGUACAGCUACCUUCAUUUGAGAUCGUCCUAGCAACUCCAGAACCCAUUUCACCUCGUCUUGUUGAUUACAAAACGUUGUGACUCAGUGGAGCUGGACCAUCUAUUGAAUCUGCUCCAAAUAAGAUGUUAUUUCUUGAAAUGCUGAGCAACCUUUACAUUCAAACAUCAAGCCUAGCAGGUUUAGAGCGCAGGAGAUGAAUGAAUGAAGAGACUGGCCCCCACUAGGUGGCAGGAGUGGACGGCGUGACAAUGAAUCUUCAAUCAGCAGCUAGUGGAUUUCUAGCUUUCCUUCUGUUAAUACCAGCGCUACAGGGUAAAACUGACUGGAAGGUUACUUACACAUCGAGUCAUAUCUGCGCUUCAAAAGGAUCAACGGUUAAUAUAGUCUGCACUUAUGAAUACCCUGUCAAAAAAUCUAAAUCACAGAGCUCUUCCAUAAACCUGGAAUCACUGUGGUUUACCAAGAUAGACAGAAAUAAUCAAGUUGAAAUAGGAAAAGAAACCGACUAUAAAGGUCGGGUGGAAUACAUCUGUGGAGAAAACCAAUGUACCACGUCCAAGUGCUCUGGAGCGUGUACCCUGAGAUUCAAAGACCUGAAACCGAGUGAUUCUGCUGAGUACAAGUUCUGGAUAACGACAGCACAAACAGAUUGGGGAUAUACUGGCAGCCCUGGAGUGAACAUAACUGUGACAGAUCUGCAGGUGAAAGUGGUCGUUCUUGACACGGACAAGCCUACCUGGCUAGACCUGGAAUGCCACAGUAUUUGUGAUAUCACUACCACCUACUAUGAGUGGUUCAGGAAUGGAGAGAAUUCAGGAAUAGCAUUCACACAAGGAACAGGAAGGUACUACCGAGGACAAGUCAAGGACGACAGGGUCAUUAUUAACUCUGAAGACAGCUAUGCAUGUGCUGUUAAAGGAUUUGAACGUUUUCCCUCUCCUUCAGUGUACGCUCCAAGGACCCCCUCAGUGACCGUGAGUCCCUCUGGUGAAGUAGAGGAGGGCAGUUCAGUGACUCUGAGCUGCAGCAGUGAUGCCAACCCAGCAGCUAAGUACACCUGGUUCAAGGCACCUGAAAUCCCAGUGAAAGGAUCAGGACAGAACUACACCAUUACUAAUAUCACAUCUGAGCUUGGAGGAAAGUAUUACUGCCAAGCACAUAAUGCAAUCGGACAUCAUAACUCCACCUGGUCGUCCGUUAAUGUGAAAGAGAGAUCCUCAUCCUCAUCAUCAUCAUCCUCAUCACCCCCAUCACCCCCAUCACCAUCAGUGAUAACAGCCGCAACUCUAGGAACUGUUCUAGUCUUCCUGGCCACCGUACUCUUCCUCAUCUUCCUCUGGUUGAGAAGAAGGAGGGCCUCCAGAAACGCACGUGACCAGGGAGGAAGGCCAGAUACCACAGAAGAGGGAGAACCAAGAGAACAGCAGUAUUCCUUCAUCAACUUCCCUCGCUCAGAGACCCAGGAAGUGCCUCACCAGUCGGCUGGCUCUCAUGUCCAAUCACAUCCGACAGAGCAGGUCCUUUACUCUGCGGUCCAGUUUCAAAGAUCCAAUGCUGUCGCUGAGGACUGUGACCAGACAGAGUCGGGAGAAACCUCAGAGAUGUACAGCACUGUCCAAAAAAAAAACAGCGUUUGAAUCAAACAACCUUGCUGAUUGAAUCUAUCAAUAAUGGGGUCAACAACAAAAGUGACCAACCCCCCAUAUUAAGAUUGAAGCUAAAUGCAUGAUUCAUGACAGUGAAACGAAUUAGCCUUAUGAAGAAUGUCUAUCUAACUAUAGCAGUUCAAACAAUCAGAUAUUUACAGACAAAUAGUGUCCAAGGCGCAAACGAUAAGACACUUACCGGUACCAUGUUGAAUGCACAAAGACCAAGUGAACUAUCAUAAAGAACUGCAGGUAAAUUACGUCAUCAAUGUGCACCAGCAUUACCAAAUGUGUCCACAUAUUUUGAUCACAAGUAGACUUUAAACGAGGCAUCUCCAAACGGCGGACCGCGCUCCGGGUCCGGACCAAGUGACGGUCCUAUCCGGACCCCUGAACAAUUUAAAAUAAUACGUUUUUGUUUUUUAUGAUUUCACUAUACAAAGCAUGAUUAUGUUAAUAAAGACAUUCCUCACUAAAUUACAAAUUAAAGGCAGAAUAGUCGUAGUACAGCAUAAAAACAGCAAAAAGCAAAGAUCUUCACAGAGCGAAGAUCAUGCACUCGCCGAACUCCCCCCCUCCCUCCGUCUGUCACGGCAUGUGCGUAAUAGCGGCACUCAAAAAAUAGCCAAUCAAAUCGUUUGUUUACCGGGAGAGUGAUUUGGAAUGAGAAAAUGGCUUGCUCGAAAAUUAGGAAAGUUGACCACGAAAACAGACAUUUUAAAGAUGAAUGGGCUGACCAAUACAUGUUCAUUCGCCCGCAAGGCAGUACUAAACCUUUGUUGUGUCUUUUAUGUGUUGAAACCGUGGCGCUGAUAAAAAAGCGGGAAUAUUAAGCGGCAUUCCGAAUGCAAACACAGACUCUUCGAGGAAAAGUAUCACCAGAAGUCAGAAGUAGCGUGGAAAAUAUCCGAGCUGAGAACUCAGUGGCCCUCAUUUAUCAAACGAGCGUACGACAGAAAACGUGCGUAAAAUGGAUCUACGCUCAUUUCAACGUUGAGCUUGGCAUUUAUCAAUUUGAACGUGAGCGCAGGCUGCGAUGAAAUCUCACGUCAGGUCUGAGCUCGUGUACGCAAGUUUUUUUGGCGCAACACACGGGUAUUUCACUGAUGAAUAGUGCAGCACAAGUAGCCCAUGUUGCACAUCUGUAUUAAUUACUAAAUAAAUUGGAAUUAGCCCAGCCGUUCAAACAAUUACAAUCAAGGCAGCCCUAAUUAAAAACAGUAUUGCUAUGAAAAUAAUUAGAAUGUGACAGGUGAAAUGUUUAUUCAGCUGUCUAUAUAAACAGGAGCUUUGCCAAAUAGGUGGUCGAGUCGCAGCGAUGGCAGAUCUGGCUCUGUGGACCUCAACGCACGUAAGACGAGAGAGAGUUUUUCGAGACCGCGCCGAUUUUUUAUGGAGAGCGAUGAAUGGCUCUUGAGUCGUUUUCGUCUCCCAAGGCAUCUCCUGAUGGAGCUAUGCAAUGAUUUGGAGCCACAGUUAAGGCGAGAAACUAGGCGAUCAAACGCAAUACCUGUGCCAGUGCAGGUGUGCUCUACCUUGGGGUUUUUGGCCACCGGGACCUUUCAGCGGGAGAUCGGGGACAGGUCUGGUAUUUCCCAGCCAAGUAUUAGCCGAACCAUGCCAGCAGUUUUGGCAGCUAUACUGUCCCUCUCUGAACGUUAUAUUAAAUUCCCAUGCACUAACGAUCAGCAAACUGGAAUCAAACGGGAUUUUUAUGCUAUUGCUAGGUUUCCAAAUGUGAUUGGUGCGGUUGAUUGUACCCAUGUGCGUAUGAACCAUCUAUUAAUGAUUACGCGUACAUCAACCGCAAAAGCUACCAUUCAGUUAAUGUUCCGAUUAUUUGCGAUGCCAGAAUGUCAAUCCUGAACAUGGUAGCCCGAUGGCCUGGGGGCACGCACGAUUCUUUUAUUUUCCAAAAUAGCAACGUUGGGCAUCGUCUACAUCAGGGCGCACUACAUGGUCAGAGUCAUCUCGGUGAGUUACGCUGCAGUCGCACUGCACCGGCCUCCUCCCGUUUCUUGCUUGGCCGGCUUCACAGCCGCAACACGUUUUUUGGUGCUGAGCUUCAUGUCGGACCAUUUUUUCUUCACCUUAUUCGGAAUUAAAUAACUUUAACGGAAUGCAAACAAUAGCAUAUAUGUGAAAUGUUUUAAGCUGGAUAACAGAAGUUGUACAUUUAAUUUAUUAUUUAAUUAAUUUAAUUAACAAACCUUUUCCGUAGCCCGACGAACAUUGGAAACACUAUUCACUGCAACAGUUAUUUCCUUCCAUAUAGCAUUCUUUUGCUGGCCUUUAAUGCCAGCUAUAGGCUACCAAAUAAAACCAGACCGUUCGCAUCCACCAGUGACCCGAGCGUCUCCAUUUGGGUCUCGGAAAAAUUCCUCUAUUUUACCGUUGGACGUUUCUCCAUGUCGUAAAAGUUAGGGGCGAGACUUCUGAAGACGUGCUUUUAUAUGGGCGUGUUACGUUAAUUACGAUCGAUCUCAGCCGCCGUAUUUAUCAACACCAAGAUCCUUCGUACGCUGGGAUUGGUGCGAUACGAAGGUUUCGUAAAUCUCACGUGGGUCCCAUCGUAAGAUGAAUCAUGCGUUCAGAUUUGCGCUCAUUUCUACGUUCGUUUGAUAAAUGAGGGCCAGUAUGAGAGGUCGACUUGUGUCGAAAUGUCUGCCAAAUGCCCUCAAUGUUAACAUGUUUUAAAAAGUAUUCACCCAUGCUGGUGUCCCCUGGACCUCCACUCUGGACCUCCACCCCGCUGCUUCACUGGGGUCCCCUGGCCUACACCCUGCUUCACUGGGGUCCCCUGGCCUACACCCUGCUGCUUCACUCCCCUUUGCGUCCCCCUGCCUUCAGCCCUUCACUGUCUGCUGCCUGCUAUGUAUUUAAAACAUACAGUUGAAUAUCAAUGCAUUUGAAUACGAUGGAAAAGUUAAUUUAUUUCAAUAAUUCCAUUUAAAAAGGGAAACUAGUAUUUUAUAGAUUGAUCACACCCAAAGUGAAAUGUUUCCAGCCUUAACUUGAAUAUUACGUAAGAACGGUAAAAAAUAAAGAUUUUUAAACAGAAAUGUCGGCUUUCUGAAAAGUACGUUCUUGUACUCGGUACUUGGUUCUUUGCUCCUUCUGCAUGAAUUACUGCAUCGAUGCAUUGUGGCAUGGAGUCGAUCAGCCUGUGGCCCUGUUAAGGCGUGGGAAGCCCGGGUUGCUUCGAUAGCGGCGUUCAGCUCGUAUGCAUUCUUGGGUCUCGUUUCUCAUCUUCCUCUUGACAAUACCCAAUACGUUUUCAAUGGGGUUCAGAUCAGGCGAGUUCUCUGGCCAAUCAUCCUAUGGUUAUUAAACCAGGGGCCUCUACGGAUUCUCUUUUUUUGCAUUAGGUAAUCCCCUUUCUAAUCCUUUUUCGUUACGGCGGUAAGAUUUAAAGCAACCGGCCGCCGACAAAGUUUACCGACCCUACCGAAGACGCAUGAGAGACGCGGUGAAGCAGAAGAAGACAAGAGAAGAAAAUAGUUAACAAUGGAUACAAACACGAUAGGCUAUACACCGUAAGAAAAUAAAAUGCCUACUUCACAUAAAAAAGAAAGACUACUGGGUGCAGUUAAUUUCAACAUAAACAUGGUAGCCAUUUUUUUUCACAUGUGAAUUGGGAUUCAAGUGGGCUAAA
Messenger RNA from Gadus chalcogrammus (walleye pollock), 5839 nucleotides. RefSeq names its product B-cell receptor CD22-like. The record is from RefSeq and is a predicted model, not a curated record. The transcript is spliced from 10 exons. The coding region runs from base 787 to 2175 and encodes 462 amino acids. NCBI's taxonomy places the organism in Eukaryota, Metazoa, Chordata, Actinopteri, Gadiformes, Gadidae.